Closterium sp. Yama58-4 is the source of this 864-nucleotide messenger RNA. NCBI's taxonomy places the organism in Eukaryota, Viridiplantae, Streptophyta, Zygnematophyceae, Desmidiales, Closteriaceae. The record is from the annotation of a GenBank genome assembly.
AUGGAAUGGACGGCUGUCCCGCGUGCAGGCUACCAGAUCCAUCCAAUCCCAGCCGUCAGUAUCCGUCGGCCGCUCCUCACCACCCUCUCCAACCUCCUCGUACCGUUCCGUUUCCUCCGCGCGUUCUGCCUCUGCGUGCUCUUAAUCUGGAAAUUAAAGCCCGACGUAGUGGUCGGCACAGGAGGGUACGUGUCCGCGCCGACUUGCCUAUCAGCCGCGAUCUGUCGCGUACCUCUCGUGUUACAGGAGCAGAACGCAUUCGCGGGGAUCGCCAACCGCCUGCUCGCCCGCUUCGCCAGAAUCGUUUUCGUCGCCUUCGCCGUCGCCCAGAGGUUCUUUCCAACCGCGCGCUGCCACGUGGCAGGGAACCCCACGCGCGCGGUGCUGCGAUCUGUGAGGGAAAUGCGGGAAGAGAAGCGGGAAGAAGCGAUUAAUUACUUCUUCCCACGUGUCGCAGCUGACGCUGCUGGGGCAACAGAAGGAGUAGCAGGAGGAGCAGCAGGAGGAGGAGCAGCAGGAGGAGCAGCAGGAGGAGCAGCAGGAGGAGCAGCAGGAGGAGCAGCAGCAGGAGGAGCAGCAGGAGCAGCCGGGCAGAGAGCACAGGUGGUGCUGGUGCUGGGGGGCUCGCUGGGAGCACAACCCAUCAACACAGCCGUCGCAGGCGCGCUGCAGCGGCUGCUAGAUGGGCCCAGUGGUGUGGAGUGCGGUGCUGAGAGGCUGGACGGUGUGCAGAAUGGUGGGGAGGAGGGAGAGAGGGGCGGGCGCAGGGAGGUGCUGGUGAUAUGGCAGGCGGGCGCACGGCAUGUGGAGGAGAUGAGAGCUCUCCCCAUCGUUGCACAUCCCCGCGUCUCCCUCUUGCCGUGA